UACUCCCGCCUCCGCCUCCUCCUUUGCCUCCUCCCCGGCCAGCCGGGAGCCACGUCACCCAGCACUGGCUUUGGGGCUGCUCAGCCCAGCCCGGCUCGGCCGACAGGACAAAACCCAACUUUGCCCAGGCCUUGAAGGUUUGGGGAGGGAGAAAAUCCCCACGGUGGGGACAUCAAGGCAGGGGGACGCCCGGCCUGGAGGGCAGAGCGGUGCAGGGGGAAAGGCGCUUGGAAGGGGGGCUGAGCUUUCCUCCGCCAGAAGAAGAGAGCUGCAGGCUGCGGGAGGAGGAGAAGGAAAGUUCAGCAGGACGUGAGCGCGCGCUCGGCCGAGGAUAAAGCUCCCCGCGGGGUUUUACAGCCGCCCUCGCCCACCACCGCCAAGGAGCCUGCGCCGCCAUGAACGUCUUCCGCAUCCUGGGGGACAUCUCCCACUUGCUGGCCAUCAUCAUCCUGCUGCUGAAGAUCCACAGGUCCAAGUCCUGUGCUGGCAUCUCUGGGAAGAGCCAGAUCCUUUUCGCCCUCGUCUUCACAACCCGCUACCUGGACCUGUUCACAACCUUCAUCUCCGCCUACAACACCGUGAUGAAGGUCAUUUUUUUGAUAUGCUCCUACGUCACCGUGUACAUGAUCUACGUGAAAUUCCGGAAAACGUUUGACAGCGAGAACGACUCCUUCCGCCUGGAGUUCCUGCUGGUCCCCGUCACAGGCCUGUCGUUUCUGGAGAACCACAGCUUCACCCCCUUGGAGAUACUCUGGACCUUCUCCAUCUACCUGGAGUCCGUGGCCAUCCUCCCCCAGCUCUUCAUGAUCAGCAAGACGGGGGAAGCAGAGACCAUCACGACGCACUACCUUUUCUUCCUGGGCCUCUACCGCGCCCUCUACAUCGCCAACUGGGUCUGGCGCUAUCACACCGAGAAGUUCUACGACCAGAUCGCUGUGGUGUCCGGGGUGGUGCAAACCAUCUUCUACUGCGACUUCUUCUAUCUCUACGUUACCAAAGUCCUAAAAGGAAAGAAGCUAAGUCUUCCAAUGCCUGUUUGAAGACAUUUCCACAGGCAACACAAGAAAUUCCGAAGAUGAAGCGCUUACGAUGACAGCUUUCCUUUCCUGGCCCUUGUCGACUGAAGAAUGGCUCAGCUGAGCUUCACUCGAGUGCCAGGCAGACAACGAGGCCCGGAAAGCUGGUCUGCUUUUCGUCUGGACAAGACUUUCCCUCCACUUUUUUUUUUUUUGUAUUUCUUCUUACUUGAAUUUGGUGCUAUUAAGUAGUGCUGGCCAAUACUAAGAUAGUGCAAAUCAUUCUCUCCCUGCUCUUCUCAGCACCCACCUCCAAAAUAUGCCUCUGCUUUGACCCUGAGGCACGACAGGGAAUAAAAGGGAAAUAAAAGGUCACUGCCUGUUAGUCCUUCAGCAAGUGCCUAUAGUAAAGGGAACACUUUAUUAUUAAGUCUGGUAAGAUACGCAAAGGCCACUGGCUCAUUGCACACGUGGCCACAUCCGACACAGCAGAUGCUAUUGCUGUUUUAACCACGAAUUACCAGCCCCCCAAAGUGCCUGAACCCCAUUCUGCUCAGGGCCUCCAAUCUUCCAACGCCACAGGUAUUCAAACCCCGCUCACCCACCUGCAGUGACAGUUCAUGUCCUACAAAUAAGGGAUGUUUCGAUUAAAAUCAGAGGGUUGCCACAGAUGUUUCCCAUUCCUUGGAUGUGACUUUUCUCAAGAACUGGGAAGAAUGGGGGCAAAGACUGUUUUACACUCCAAAAAUAAAGACAAAGCUCACAA
Molecule: messenger RNA, 1782 nt
Organism: Cygnus olor (mute swan)
Lineage: Eukaryota; Metazoa; Chordata; Aves; Anseriformes; Anatidae
Gene: KDELR3
Product: KDEL endoplasmic reticulum protein retention receptor 3
Exons: 5
Coding region: 396-1040 (214 amino acids)
Biological process (GO): protein retention in ER lumen; endoplasmic reticulum to Golgi vesicle-mediated transport
Cellular component (GO): endoplasmic reticulum; cis-Golgi network; membrane
Molecular function (GO): ER lumen protein retrieval receptor activity
Source: RefSeq, a predicted model, not a curated record